GAAAAGGAAUUACAAUUGUGAGUCUGCUCCCGAGGCAUAAAAGUACAGGGAAGGGAAGAUCUGACUGCUUGUGGUUAAUUGCUGGGCUAUGAAUUGUUUUAUCUUCCGCUGGGGGCGAUAUAGGGAGAAAGUUUAAUUGAAAACAUGCCGCGGGGUUUCGAUUCCUGGUUUUUCGAUGCUGAAAAGAAAUUCUAAAGGAUCACGUUGCCAUUCCUUCAUUUACAUGCCUUGAUAUGUUUAUUUGUUAGUUCGCUCAGCUGCUUGCUGUUGUCAUUUUCUUUUUGUUAAACUUUGUUCUUUCGUUCGUUACAAUGACUGCACUUGCUGGUCAAAUUGCGGAGAUAUGGAUUCUCUAUGUUAUUGGUACCGCCAUGAUCGCGGCGCGAAUAUUCUGUCGCACCAAAAUGGUUGGCUAUAGGAACUACGACUGGGACGACUAUUUGGUCAUUGCGGUCGCUUGUAUGUGGACUGCUGCACCCGUAAUUGGCCAAGUCUUCGUUCAAGGCGCCGAAGGCCGCCAUACCUCCGAUUUGACCUUCGAGGAGAGAAAGAAAAUGAGUGAGGAGGAUCGUGAGAAGUGGGCGUAUGGCUCGCAGAUGUUUCUUCUCGGGUUGACUGGAUACGUGGUCAUUCUCUGGACGCUCAAGUUCAACAUGCUGUGCUUUUACAGCCGUGUCGUUAGGGGUCUUUGGACGGAGCGGUUUGUGAAGCCGUUGAUGGUCGUGGUGGUUUUGUCAGUGGUGGUCAUCAUUAUUACACUGGCUGCGACGUGUCGACCGUUUCAUCACCUUUGGCAAGUUUGGCCAGAUCCAGGGCGUCAAUGCGUUCCUCAGAACCUUACCUUCUUUGUCGUGAUCUUGGUCUUCAAUUUGGUCACGGACAUUUGCAUCAUGCUUAUACCAAUUCCAGUAUUGGUCGGCAUUCAAACUAAUCGUCUCAAGAAGUUCGGUCUCUUCCUUCUUUUCAGCCUGGGCUUCUUCUGCAUGUUCGCCGCCAUUCUCCGCUUCGUCCUCAUCUUCAACGCAAGUCCCCCAAACGUCAAUCUCUUACAUCACCAAGUACUAACACCGAGUCAGUUGAAUCAAAAAGGUGUCUCAGCUCUAUGGUCAAUGCGCGAAGAUUGCGUCGGCAUCUUCGUCGGCCAGGCCCCCAUGGUUACACCUCUCCUCAAGCGUCGCUUCUGGGUCAUGGCCGGCUACGCCACCGACAAAACCGGCAACUCCCAAACACCGCACUACAACGGCAGUCGGCUGGAGAGCCAUGAGCUUCGGUCUGGACGCGCGAAUAACAGCAAAGUGCAUGACCCUUACUCAAUAACCAACGUGGUUUCUAGGUCCGAGAGCCAAGAGGAGAUCGUGCAGAAGGACUUGCCUUCUUUGCCGGAACAGUCACGUCAGUUUCUGAGUGGUAUUAGAGUGGAGCAGCGUAUCGAUGUUGAGGCAGUUCAGGGGACGUAUACGCAGCCGAGAGAUCCUCGGUGGUAG
Fusarium redolens is the source of this 1484-nucleotide messenger RNA. RefSeq lists its product as uncharacterized. Bases 312 to 1484 code for a protein of 390 amino acids. NCBI's taxonomy places the organism in Eukaryota, Fungi, Ascomycota, Sordariomycetes, Hypocreales, Nectriaceae. The transcript has 4 exons. The record is from RefSeq and is a predicted model, not a curated record.